Molecule: messenger RNA, 2180 nt
Organism: Sesamum indicum (sesame)
Lineage: Eukaryota; Viridiplantae; Streptophyta; Magnoliopsida; Lamiales; Pedaliaceae
Product: MATE efflux family protein
Biological process (GO): transmembrane transport
Cellular component (GO): membrane
Molecular function (GO): antiporter activity; xenobiotic transmembrane transporter activity
Source: RefSeq, a predicted model, not a curated record
AUUAUAGCCCUUUUUAAGUGUAGGUCCCAUAUCUCGAAUGAUUCGAAAAAAAUAAGGAGUUCGAAUUCCACUGAGAAACCGUCCGAUUCUCAUUUAGACAGUGCAUUUAUACAUGUUAUGCUGUUUCUUUCUAUCAUGGAAUGUUAGUUCAGCAGUCUGGAAAUUGGUAUUUAUUGGUGACAACGUUGAGUGGUUCAAGAAUUCUUGAUUUUGAGGGUGAUGCUUAUUUCUGAUAUCCGACCCACCAAUUUUUUUCUGUUGCAUUUAACUGAACUUUCUUGUUGCUGUUGUGGGGUGUCAUCGUCAGUGCUCAGACAGUGAUGCUUUGAGGUUAUGAACUUCUGACAAUAUAUGAAGCCAUUUGUCUGAACCACAAGGCGGCCACUGUGUGCACCUCUGAUUCUUGUCGUUUUUCCAGUUAUGGCCGAGAAGGAUGCGACGUUUUCUGACGGUCGGAGUAUACCGCUGUUCAUAUUCUUUAAGGAUUUCAGGUCAGUGUUUAAACUGGAUGAACUGGGACUGGAAAUAGCAAGGAUUGCCCUCCCUGCAGCCCUGGCUCUGACAGCUGAUCCUGUUGCAUCUCUGGUUGAUACAGCAUUCAUUGGCCAAAUCGGUGCUGUCGAGCUUGCUGCUGUGGGAGUUGCCAUAGCUUUAUUCAAUCAGGUAUCAAGAAUCGCGAUAUUCCCUCUUGUCAGUGUGACGACGUCCUUUGUUGCUGAGGAAGACACAAUUACAAAAGAUGUUGCGGAUUGCAAAGACAGUGAAAGCUUGGAGAACGGGUCGAGUCUGGACAGCGAAAACAAGAUGUUGAUACCUCAAACCGAUUCGGACAAGAAGAUGUGCAAGUUAGAGUCAGGAGGUAAUAGUUUUGAGAUAAGUAAGACGGAGCAGGGGAAGAAGCAGAUUGCAUCAGCAUCUUCAGCGUUAAUCAUCGGUGCUGUUCUUGGCAUUCUCCAAGCUGCAUUUCUGAUUCUUGCAGCCAAACCUUUACUAAGUUUCAUGGGAGUCAAACCUGAUUCAGAAAUGUCGUACCCUGCACAACAGUACUUGAAACUCAGAUCACUCGGCGCUCCUGCAGUUCUUCUAUCCUUGGCAAUGCAAGGAGUCUUUCGUGGACUUAAGGACACAAAAACUCCGCUUUAUGCAACGGUAGUUGGAGAUCUAGCGAACAUUGUUCUGGACCCGAUAUUUAUGUUUGUUUUCAAGCUAGGAGUCAGAGGUGCGGCCAUUGCACAUGUUAUCUCUCAGUAUUUGAUUUCACUAAUACUCAUUUGGAGAUUGAAGCAAGAAGUCAAUCUCAUACCUCCUAGUCUCAAGUAUCUGCAAUUCGAACGCUUUAUUAAAAAUGGCUUCCUAUUACUAACGAGGGUCAUAGCUGUAACGUUCUGUGUGACGCUUGCUGCAUCGAUGGCCGCAAGGCUGGGGUCGACACAAAUGGCUGCAUUUCAAGUUUGCCUCCAAGUGUGGCUAGCUACUUCCCUUCUGGCUGAUGGUUUGGCCGUUGCUGGACAGGCAAUUCUUGCGAGUGCAUUUGCCAGAAAAGACUAUAGUUGGGCAACUGCUACUGCAUCCCGAGUGCUGCAGUUGGGGAUAGCUCUUGGACUGGUUUUAGCUGUGGUCCUUGGAUUUGGCUUACAUUUCGGAGCAAGAAUAUUUACCGAAGACGCUGGUGUUCUCCACCUGAUAGGCGUUGGCAUCCCGUUUGUUGCAGCUACUCAGCCGAUCAACACACUAGCCUUCGUUUUUGAUGGUGUCAACUUUGGAGCAUCCGACUUUGCAUAUUCAGCAUACUCAAUGGUCACAGUCGCUAUAAUUAGCAUCAUUACGUUAUUAGCUCUUUGCUCAAGCGGGGGAUUCGUGGGAAUCUGGACUGCCCUGACUAUCUACAUGAGUCUGAGAGCAUUUGCUGGAUUUUGGAGAAUAGGGACUGGAACAGGGCCUUGGGCGUUUCUUAGGAGAUGAUCUUAUGUUGCUUUUUGAGGAAGAGCGAGGAAACAUUUACAAUUUGCCUUUUAAGGCAACAUUGCAUCAUAGCUUAUGCUGAUACAUGUAAAGAAAAACUGUUGUAGCUUGUCUGCUCAAUGGUGGCAUAUAAUUUUAGUCAGUAGAAACGAAGAAAGGAGUUUGGGGGAUUCAUUUUCAAUGAGAAAUAGUGAAAAUCCUGCUCAUAAUUUGAAAAA